Molecule: messenger RNA, 336 nt
Organism: Acanthamoeba castellanii str. Neff
Lineage: Eukaryota; Discosea; Longamoebia; Acanthamoebidae
Product: cytochrome c oxidase assembly protein, putative
Exons: 2
Coding region: 1-336 (111 amino acids)
Biological process (GO): mitochondrial respiratory chain complex IV assembly
Cellular component (GO): mitochondrial intermembrane space
Source: RefSeq, a predicted model, not a curated record
AUGACGUCGCAUUCUAUGAGGAACAAAGCACCGCUGGUGCUGCCACCAGAGAAGGGCAGCUUUCCGCUUGAUCGAGAGCAGGCCUGCUCUGAAAAGGGCAGCAUCUACAGGACUUGCCUUCGCGAUCACAACAACAGUUCCUCCAUUUGCCGGCAGAAGGCGAGGGACUAUUUUGAGUGUCGGAUGGAUCAUGGCUUGAUGCAGCGAGAGCCUUGGGACAAACUCGGUCUGGGCGACGAUCAGAUAGAGGAAAAGAGCGCUCCUAUUGACGUGCACACGAAGGAGCAGACCGGAUGGGUGGCGGGAGCAAAGUAUCGCCAGCGCCCAUCUUCGUAG